AUGGCGACGUGGAUGGAUGCCAACGGCCUCGUGCUUCUCUCGGACGCUGGUCGCUCCAUGAACUUGACCCGCCACGCCUACGCCAUACUCCUCGACGGAGCACAGGCCAAGCUCUUGGACGAUCGGGACAAGGACCCUCUCGCCCAUUCGAUCGCGCUGCUUGUCGCUGCCGUCAUGGCCAUCUUCGCCACCUACAUAGCUCUUCGCUUGCAACGCGCUGUGCUUGCUUAUGUUGUGUACAUCAUCGUGCUCGGCGUCCUCUGCUUUAUCACGGGAAGCGACCCGUUCGCACCUCUUGCCGUCCUCGCCGCUAUCAGUCUCGUCGCGGUCCUCGCACGCUCAGAAGCCCACUUGACGCAUGUGCUCCUGCUUCCGUUAGCUGCGGGUCUUCGCGCCUUCUCCACGUACUGCCUUGACGGUCUACACACCAGCGCCACGACUCUUCUCGACGUCGUUGCGGACGCCAUAGGACUCGACAUGAGAGUUCUUCUCGUCGCCUUUGCACUCGGCAGCGUCGGCGUCUACUGCUGCAACGGUCGAUUCGCCCCGUGGAUCAAGAGCGUGUUUGUCUUUGUCUCUCUCACGGCCGUGCUCAGCGCGUGGCUCUCGGUCAUCUACGCGCUCGGUCUGGCGUGCCUCCUCUCGUGGUUGCAAAAGUUUGGGUGGGCGCUGCUGGCGUUGAUACUCUUCGUCGAGUUUGCGUUCGCCGCCAUGCCAGCGACGCCCGUGGUCAUGCUGCUUCGCGACGUCGCGCCCGUUGCAUCCAAGCUCGAAGUCCUUCUCAAGCGGCUUGCGGUCGCCAAGAAGAAUGGAUUUGAGAUCGACGACGGUCUUGUCUGCGUCUCCUGCGCCACACUUCACAGUAUGACGGCCACGAUCUGCGACGUGUGCGACGACGAGCUUCCGGACGACCAAGAGAAGCUGCGCAUCCUACUGCUGCGCAUUGAGCAAGCGUCCACGUCGAGUGCCAAGUCGCUGUCCUGCCUCGCGAUGGCCUUGAAUGUUCUAAACUGCGUUUGA
Messenger RNA from Saprolegnia diclina VS20, 1020 nucleotides. RefSeq lists its product as hypothetical. Lineage: Eukaryota; Oomycota; Saprolegniomycetes; Saprolegniales; Saprolegniaceae. The transcript has 2 exons. The record is from RefSeq and is a predicted model, not a curated record. The coding region runs from base 1 to 1020 and encodes 339 amino acids.